Cajanus cajan (pigeon pea) is the source of this 1000-nucleotide messenger RNA. The record is from RefSeq and is a predicted model, not a curated record. NCBI's taxonomy places the organism in Eukaryota, Viridiplantae, Streptophyta, Magnoliopsida, Fabales, Fabaceae.
CAAAAAUAUUCCCAUUAACUUUGAUAGUUGGAUAAAAGUUCCAAAAUCAUAUAAGGAUGAUUGCUUUAACACUUUAAAGAAUCUAUUUCAUUUUCAGGCUUCAGAGUUGAUUGCUAAGCGUUAUUGUUCACUUGCCAUGUCAAGAAAGUAUAGGAAUGCAAAGAUGAAUAUGUGGAACCGUGUUUAUGACCCUUCAUUGUCAAGAGAACAGUUAAUUGCUAAAGUUCCUGAUGGUAUUCAUAAAGAUCAAUGGUCAUCAUUUGUUGACUAUCAUCUAAGGCCAAAUUAUCAGGAAUUGUGCAAAAAAAAUACUAAAGCAAGAAAAAAGCAAACGAUUCCACAUACUGGUGGUGCAAAAAUGUUGUCUAUGAAACAACAUGAGAUGGAGAAGAUGUCAACAGAAAUGUGUCAAAGUGACAACUCUAAUGAAAUUUCAACUAAUGAUAGUCUUAGUAAAGUGUUGGGAAAGGAUCAUGCUGGAUGUGUACGUUGCUUGGGAUUAGGAGGUCUACAUAGUGUGGCAUUUCAAUCAUCCACAAGAUUUAGUGGUGUAGGGUGCAGUUCUUCAAAUUCUGAUUCCACUGAAAAUUCUCAACUGAAAAAGGAAGUAAUUAGUUUGAAGGGUCAAUUGGCAAAUUCUCAAGAAAAUGUCAAGACAUUAAAAAAUGUCAUGCUUGCUUACAUACAAAUGAAGGAAGGACAUAUUCCUACUGAGUUAGAGGCUAUGUUUGGUAGUGGUAGUAGUAAUGUAGCGGAUGAAGGGAGUGGACAUGACAUGCCAACACCACAAGGAGGAUCUUCAUUAGAUAGCAAGAUUAACCAAAUUGAUGUAUGCAUCAUAUACUUCAUAGACAUCACAGCAGCAAGCAACGGCAAGGAAAUAUAUCCAAAAUUUGAACUUACGAGUUCAAUUCAAUUACUGUGUCAGCUUUUCUGGCUUCUAAAGCACAUACAUGCUUUAUUUCAAUUUUAAAAAGUAAUUUACCAAGAUUGAGAUACG